GUUUAAAUAAAGGAGAUAAUACAUUGUUGUUACUGUCAUUUUGUCAUGUUACAAAUAUGCAAGUAGUAAAGACUCACUUCUUCAUUCGAACCACUCCUCUGCCAGGAAGCAGGAGGAAUUAAAAAAAUGCAGCUCUUCUUCUCUCUGUCCUACUGAACAACAUUCAGUCUGACACUGUGAGGGAGGCGAAAUGGCUCUGUCAGGAUUUACGCUUAACACGGAGAAACUCUCCUGUUCGAUCUGUUUGGAUCCCCUGAAGAACCCGGUGACGAUCCCCUGUGGUCACAGCUACUGCAUGGAGUGCAUUAAGAACCACUGGGACAGGGAGGAGAGGAAAACCUACAGCUGUCCUCAGUGCAGACAGACCUUUAUGCCGAGGCCUGUCCUGGUGAGGAACACCAUGUUGGCUGAUUUAGUGGAUGACAUGAAGAAAGUAGGACUCCAAGCGACUCCUGCGGAUCAUUGCUAUGCUGGACCUGAAGAUGUGGCCUGUGAUUUCUGCACCGACAGGAAGCUGAAAGCCUUCCGGUCCUGUCUGCAGUGUUUGGUCUCUUACUGCGAGCAGCACCUGAAGCCUCACUGGGACUUUCCCGCCUUGAAGAAGCACAAACUCAUCAACCCGUCAAAGAAGCUCCAGGAGAACAUCUGCCCCAAACACGGAGAGCUGAAAGCCAUUUUCUGUCGCACCGACCAGCAGUGUAUCUGCUAUCUGUGCUCCCUUGAUGAUCACAAAGACCAUUCCACCAUCUCUGCUGCAGCAGAAAGGACAGAAAGACAGAAACAACUCACGCCAAGUCAGCAAAAAAUGAAGCAGCAACUGCAGGAUUGUGAAAAAGCUGUUAAGCUUCUCCAGGAGGAGUUGGUAGCGAUUGGCCGAUCUGCUGAUAAAGCUCUGACAGACUCGGAGAAAAUCUUCACCGAACUGAUUCGUCUGAUUGAAAGUAGAAAGUCUUUAAUCAAGCAGCAAAUAGAGAAUCAGCAGAAGACGGAGGAGAAUCGUGUCAAAAAGCUCCUGGAAAAGCUGGACAAGGAGGUCACCGAGCUGAAAGGAAAAGAUGCUGAACUGGAGCGACUCUCUCAAACAGAGGACCACAUCGAGUUUCUGUACAUGUUCCCGUCGCUUUCUGGACCAGGAGAACGCACGGCGACGUCUCUCCCAAAGCAGCGUACGCGGUGCUACUUCCAGGAUGUUACAGAGACAAUUUCAGAGGUGGGAAAUAAAGUGCAGAGCUUUCUCAGUCAAGACUGGCCCAGAGUUUCCAGGGCAGUGGCUAAUCCGGAUGUUUUACUGCCACUGGAGGAGCUGACAGCCAGAGCAGAGUUCCUAAAGUUCUCCCAACCAAUCACUCUGGAUCCAAACACUGUGAACAUGCAGCUGGUUUUAUCUGAGAGGAACAGAAAAGUGACUUAUAGAAGUAUAAAACAGAUGUACCAGGCCCACAGUGAGCGGUUUCACAGCAGGUCUCAGGUCCUGAGCAGAGAGACUCUGACUGGACACCAUUACUGGGAGGUGGAGUGGAGCGGGUUGGGGGCUUUUAUUGGAGUCGCUUACAAAACUAUCAGCAGAACGGGAGACAAUAGUGAGUUUGGAAAAACUGACAAGUCGUGGGUGUUGCUGUGUUCAGAGUCUCUGCAUGAAUUCAGACAUAAUAACAGCGUAACUCUGAUUUUAGGUCCACAGACCGAAAGAAUAGGAGUGUACCUGGAUCACAGAGCAGGACUCCUGUCCUUCUACAGCGUCUCUGGAGCCAUGUCACUGCUGCACAGAGUCCAGACCACGUUCACUCAGCCGCUCUGUGCUGCAUUCAGGGCCCAUCAUGGCUUGGCAUCGCAGUCCUCUGCUGUGUUUUGUGAGAUCAAGUAGGCAACCGCUUGUAGAAAAAUGUAAUUCAGGUCUGGUUUCUUUUUAAAGUUCUCUUUGGUACAGUCAGGCUGAUAGUCCGGUAGACUUGGUUCUGUGUUACAUUUUCAGCUGCUGCAGUUCUCUUUCACACUGCAGCAUUUUGUCACACCAACCAAACCUUCUGAAAAACCUGUUCCCCUCCUCACCUGUGAGGGCGCUGCACCAAGAAACACUGAAGAAAACAACACGGAAACCUCUGAAGGAGACACUGAGCACAAAUUCCUUCUUUAUAAAAUAUCAACAAAAAUUGAAUUGCAUCAGAUUUUGAAGGUUGUAGGAUUUCUCUUUUGUCAUUGGUAAAAUCCCACUAGCUAUUUCUCCCGCUAGCGCUAGGCUAGCAUGUUUGUUUUGGAUGUUUUUACCCAGAAUGCCCUGCGCUGUAGUUCACUUCCUGCUUUUGUAGCGGCCUCUGGUCAGGUUGGCAUUCACAUAUGCAUUCGAACCGCACCAGAGUUCACUUCAACUGAACCCAGACCGAGGUUUUUAGACGGACCAGAGUCCACUCUUUGGUCCGAAUCAGAAUUCGGUUAAACAUUCACACGUCCCCAAAUGAACCAGACUUUCCUGGCAAAUGGACUGGAGUUGGAUUAAAACAGACUGAACGGCGCUGGUGUGAAUUCACCUUUAGUAGAGUCACAGUUUACUUAGGCUGUGUUCACACUUAUAAUCCUUUUAGUCUGUUAUCUUGAAAUGUUUUCUGGUGGUUUGGUUUCUUUUCACAUGGAAGCUCCAAAGGAACGAGACCAAACAUUUUGUUUAUGGGUCAGAUGAGCCCCGACUGGAGAACCAGAUGCAAAUACAGAAACAAGGAGAAUUUAAUCAAUCAUAUUAUAAUCAUAAGAUAACAUUUUGUUUAGUGUUUUUGCUAUAUGUUAUGAUCAGGGAUUGUUUAGGGGAAAAGUUAGGACAAUUCCAAGACCCCCUUACCGACAGGAGGCCCUCCACAAAAAAAUAUUAUUUCUUCUUAUAGGAAUAUAAAAAAAUGGGUGUCCUAUUAAUUACAAAAUUAAUCAUAUAGCAUUUUUAAAAUUAGUUUUUGUCUUUAAUUUCUAACCACUUUUAUAUACAAAAUGGAAAGAGUUUAUUGUAGAAUUAGUAAAUAAUCAAUAUUGUUCUGAUCUCUAAUAAAUUUUAAAGUAUGCAAAAUAAGAAAUAUUUCAUUAGUUAAAUGAAAAUAAUCAGACUCAGUUAAAAUUCAGAUAAUUUUCUUCUUUAGGUUUGUGUUGGUUUAAUUUGAGUUUUCCCAGAUCUACACACAAUAAUUAAUUUAUGGAAGAAUUAGGCAACAUUAA
Xiphophorus hellerii (green swordtail) is the source of this 3195-nucleotide messenger RNA. RefSeq names its product tripartite motif-containing protein 16-like. The transcript has a single exon. Lineage: Eukaryota; Metazoa; Chordata; Actinopteri; Cyprinodontiformes; Poeciliidae. The coding region runs from base 191 to 1864 and encodes 557 amino acids. Gene Ontology annotation, molecular function: protein binding; zinc ion binding. The record is from RefSeq and is a predicted model, not a curated record.